UUCUUCUCCUCUGCUCGCGGACCAGCCGUCUGUCCUCCAUCACACUUUUGUCUUCAUCUGGCGAACAACAAAGCGUCCAUCUUACGAACCACAAAGCGUCCAUCUUACGAACGCCUCCAUCAGACUUCCUGUCCGAGCACGCGCGCGCGCCCCCCUCCACUACCACGACGACACGCACGCCGCGGUGGGCGCGCACGGGAGGAGCGCCAGGACAGAGAUGUAGUGUGUGUGGAGCAUCAUGCACCUCCUCCUCCUGCUGAUGAUCCUGCACCCCCCAGCAGCCAUCGCACAGAUUGAUCCAGCGCACUGUCGCUAUGCCUUGGGCAUGGAGGAUGGGCGGAUCAAGGAUGAUGACAUCACAGCUUCCAGCCAAUGGCACGAGACCACAGGGCCGCAGUACGCCAGGUUGAACCGUGAGGACGGCGACGGCGCCUGGUGUCCCGAAGGUCAACUGGAAGCCACCGACUCCCAGUUCCUGCAGGUGGACUUGCGGCGUCUCACCUUUCUGACGGUGGUGGCCACUCAGGGGCGCUACGCCAGGAACGGCAUCGAGUUCGCCCACGCCUACAGCCUCAACUACAGCCGGGACGGUGUCACCUGGAAGUCAUGGACCAACCGCCUGGGAAACAUGGUGAUGGAAGGCAACAAGAACGCUUACGAGCCCGUCAUCAACGACCUGCACCCCCCCGUGGUCACGCGCUGGGUGCGCCUCAUCCCGCUCACCGAGCUGUCCACCGUCUGCAUGAGGGCGGAGCUUUACGGCUGCCCGUGGGAGGACGGCCUGAUCUCCUACAGCGCCCCCGAGGGUCAGCUGAUGGCGCCGCCCGGCUCCCCCAUGGCCAGCCUGAAUGACUCCACCUACGACGGCGUGCACGAGAAGAGGCAGUUGUUUGGCGGCCUGGGCCAGCUGACGGACGGCGUGACGGGCCUGGACGACUUCCUGAUGACGCGCCAGUACCACGUGUGGCCCGGCUACGACUACCUGGGCUGGAAGAACCACUCGCUGGGCGGCGGCGGCGGACACGUAGAGAUGGAGUUUGUCUUCGACCAGCAGAGGAACUUCACCUCCAUGAAGGUCCACAGCAACAACAUGUUCACUCGAGGCGUCAAGAUCUUCUCCUCCGUCUCCUGCUGGUUCAAGCCCCGCCUGCUCGCUAACUGGGAGGCGGAGCCUGUGGUCUUCAACACGGUGCUGGACGACCGCAACCCGAGCUCCCGCUACGUGACCGUGCCGCUGGAGCGCCACACCGCCGUGUCGCUGCGCUGCCGCUUCUACUUUGCUGACGUGUGGAUGAUGUUCAGCGAGAUCUCCUUCCAGUCGGAAGACUCCAUCUUAGCCGCCACGCCGCCAUCAGCAAGUGACCACAGCACCGUCACGGCCACACCCGCCGCCAAUCCCUCCGCCAGCGACGCGCCCGAUGACGGCAAGACACCCGUUCUGAUUGGCUGCCUGGUGACCAUCAUCCUGCUGCUGGUCAUCAUCAUCUUCCUCAUCCUGUGGUGCCAGUACGUGUGCAAGGUCCUGGAGAAGGCUCCACGCAGGAUCCUGGGCGAGGAGGUGAGGGUGCGACUGUCGUCCUGCAGCGACACCAUCAUCAUGCAGACCCCCCCUGUGCCCCCCCGCUCUGGACACGCCCCCCCAGGCCCCGCCCAAACGGACCCUCACUACGAGAGGGUGUUCCUGUUGGACCCUCAGUACCAGAACCCGGCGGCGCUGAGGAACAAGCUGCCGGAACUCUCCCAGAGCGCGGAAGCCUCAGCGUGCGGGGGGGGCUACGCCGAGCCCGACAUCACCCAGUGCACGCCGCACCAGUGUUUCCAUAGCAACGCCCCCCACUACGCGGAGACGGACAUUGUGCGCCUGCAGGGCGUGACGGGCAGCAACAUGUACGCCGUGCCCGCCCUCACCGUGGACUCUCUCACCAGGAAGGACAUCUCCGCCUCCGAGUUCCCGCGGCAACAGCUGAUCUUCCGGGAGAAGCUGGGGGAGGGGCAGUUUGGAGAGGUCCACCUGUGCGAGGCCGAGGGUCUGGCGGAGUUCCUGGGCGAGGGGUCACCCCUCCCUGACAGAGACGGGCGUGCCGUGCUGGUGGCGGUGAAGCAGCUGAGGGCGGACGCCACCAUCCAGGCCAGGAACGACUUCCUGAAGGAGAUCAAGAUCAUGUCUCGCCUGAACGACGCCAACAUCGUCCGGCUGCUGUGCGUGUGCGUGACCUCUGACCCCCUGUGCAUGGUGACAGAGUACAUGGAGAAUGGCGACCUCAACAUGUUCCUGUCGCAGCGGGAGAUGGAGAGCACGCUGACGCACGCCAACAACAUCCCCUCUGUCAGCCUGUCGGACCUGCUGCACAUGUCGGUGCAGAUCUCCUCAGGGAUGAAGUACUUGGCCUCCCUCAACUUUGUGCACCGAGACCUGGCCACCAGGAACUGUCUGCUGGACCGCCGCCUCACCAUGAAGAUCUCAGACUUUGGCAUGAGUCGCAACUUGUACAGCAGCGACUAUUACCGCAUCCAGGGCAGGGCGGUGCUGCCCAUCAGGUGGAUGGCCUGGGAGAGCAUCCUGCUGGGUAAGUUCACCACGGCCAGCGACGUUUGGGCCUUUGGAGUCACCUUGUGGGAGAUCUUCACGCUGUGCAAGGAGCAGCCCUACAGCCUGCUGACUGACGAGCAGGUCAUAGCCAACACUGGCGAGUUCUUCAGGAACCAGGGCAGACAGGUGUUCCUGUAUGCUCCUCCCCUCUGCCCCCCCUCCCUCUUUGAGCUGAUGAUGCGUUGCUGGAGGCGGGACAUCCCUGACAGGCCCACCUUUGAGGGGCUCUACCAGGCCCUCAAGCCUCACGUCAGCCAGAAGUGAGCGCUUGACAUGGCGACAUAACGGCCAGGUCUUCAGCGUCCUGAGCCGGGCGUCCCGCUACCAGCCGGCGGCCAGGAGCGGAGGUGGAGGAGGUGGAGGAGGCCUGGUGCUGCUGGGCG
Entelurus aequoreus (snake pipefish) is the source of this 2973-nucleotide messenger RNA. Its product is annotated as discoidin domain-containing receptor 2-like. Gene Ontology annotation, molecular function: protein tyrosine kinase collagen receptor activity; collagen binding; ATP binding. The transcript has 20 exons. Gene Ontology annotation, cellular component: signaling receptor complex; membrane. NCBI's taxonomy places the organism in Eukaryota, Metazoa, Chordata, Actinopteri, Syngnathiformes, Syngnathidae. The coding region runs from base 239 to 2854 and encodes 871 amino acids. The record is from RefSeq and is a predicted model, not a curated record. Gene Ontology annotation, biological process: multicellular organism development; positive regulation of kinase activity; protein phosphorylation.